CUCUCUCCUUUCCCUUUCUUUGACUUCUUCUUCUCCCUCUUCUUCUCCCUCUUCUUCUCUGGUUUCGUUCCUCUCUCUUUGAUUAUCUCCUUCUUCCUUGUUCCUCUUCUUCUCUUUCUCGAACGAUGUCGUCGGAGAAGGAGCGAGAGGCACACGUCUACAUGGCCAAGCUCGCCGAACAGGCCGAGCGUUACGACGAAAUGGUGGAGUGCAUGAAGAAGGUUGCUAAGCUCGAUCUAGAUCUGACUGUGGAGGAGAGGAAUCUCCUAUCUGUUGGCUACAAGAAUGUAAUUGGCGCUAGGCGAGCCUCGUGGCGCAUCAUGUCCUCAAUUGAGCAGAAGGAAGAGUCUAAGGGCAAUGACCACAAUGUCAAACUGGUUCGGGACUACCGACAGAAGGUAGAGGAGGAGCUCUCCAAGAUCUGCAACGAUAUUCUGUCCAUCAUAGACAAGCACCUGAUUCCUUCCUCCAAUGCUGGAGAAGCCACUGUUUUCUAUUAUAAAAUGAAAGGGGACUAUUACCGCUACCUCGCUGAGUUCAAGAUUGACCAGGAAAGGAAAGAGGCUGCAGAGCAAUCUCUGAAAGGCUAUGAGGCUGCUUCAAGCACUGCAAACACAGAACUCCCAUCGACCCACCCAAUCCGUUUAGGCCUUGCACUCAACUUCUCUGUAUUCUACUAUGAGAUAAUGAAUUCUCCAGAAAGGGCCUGCCAUUUAGCUAAGCAAGCUUUUGAUGAAGCAAUUGCAGAGUUGGACACGUUAAGUGAGGAGUCCUACAAGGACAGCACCCUGAUUAUGCAACUAUUGAGAGAUAACCUGACUCUCUGGACCUCUGAUUUGCCUGAAGAUGGAGGUGAAGAUGGCAUCAAAGUUGAAGAACCUAAUAAACCUGCUGAACCCGAGCACUGACCAAUGUCUUGGUGAUCAAGAAACGGGCAUUAAAUGACCAGGCUGCAUCAUGGAUGCAGUCUUUCUUUCUUCUUCUCCGGCAGACUAAGCAGACAAUGCGGAAAUCCGCAAGCAGUUAUUCCGAGCUCUAGUAAAGCCAAAGCAAAAGUGUAGCAGAUUGCUUCACCUCAGUUUCGGUUAUAUCUCUUGACAUUUUCUUUUUGCAAUUCAUGUUUUUACUCGAUGCUUGAUCAUAUAAACACGGACUCUGGAUUUCAAUACUCUGGGUUAUCUUAUAUUGUCAUCGGUCCGACUCUUCCCCA
This is a messenger RNA of Syzygium oleosum, 1210 nucleotides long. RefSeq names its product 14-3-3-like protein GF14 iota. The record is from RefSeq and is a predicted model, not a curated record. Gene Ontology annotation, cellular component: cytoplasm. The transcript is spliced from 7 exons. Gene Ontology annotation, biological process: signal transduction. The coding region runs from base 126 to 908 and encodes 260 amino acids. NCBI's taxonomy places the organism in Eukaryota, Viridiplantae, Streptophyta, Magnoliopsida, Myrtales, Myrtaceae.